UUUUACGUUCGCAGUAUACCUAAUCGGCAGUUCAAUCGAUGGUAUUGACUAGUGGCUUUCUAAAAUGUUAGUAGUGUUUCAGAUAAUUGGUAAUAUAUUUUAUUAUUUAUUAAAAAACAAGCGUUAUUACCACUUUGCUUAAAACAGUGAAUUUAUUAAGGUGAUGGAAUAGUAACUAAUUUACAUAGAAAAAAAUGAGGGGUGAAACGACCAGUUUCUUCCAAAGGCUCCCCAGUAGUGAAAGUAGCCCUGAUACUAAAAGUGGUAAUGAUGAUAAAGUUAGUUUUGCUAUUGGUACGAGGGCAAUGCCUGUCUUACCAAUUAAAGACAAGUUAAAAGCUGAAGAGUUGGAUGUAAACGAGGUUAGUAAAAGCAAGCCUACAAACGAUACUUCGUCACCUCAACUUAGCAAUUAUGGCAAUGGAGACAACGUUUCGAUCACAAAUAGUGAAGUUGUUCUUAGAAAUCCAGCGGCUGGAAGGCAACUUUACCAAGAUAACCAUAAUAAUUUCAUAGAAUCACCUAGAACAAAUAGUUUGAGGCAUGCGCAUUCCACCUCCGAUUUAAUAAGGAUAAAGCAUGGUAAAAAUAAGGAUUCUAGGGAGAUGGUACUUCCAGUAUGUGCUAACAGGCCAAGGAGUCCAUACCAUAUUAGCCAUUCACAGUCGUGUAAUGGUCUAUGCGUACCAGGUCACUAUGGAAGUAUCACCAAUCUUAAUAGACUCUCAACCCCUCAGGAACAUUUUAUGCCAUAUGUACCAGUAGAAAGAGUUGGAAGUGUGACGUUUCAAAAUGAGGAAUAUUAUCGAAAGGCUUUAACUUCACAACUUAGCAGCAGUUCUAACCAUCACCAUAAGCUACCCAGUUUGCCAGAAGCAAAGAAAGAAAUGUUUACUGAUAUUUUGACGGAAAGUUUAAGUAUAAUCUACGCCUUAUUAAUAGUAACCUUGGGAGUAUCCUUAUAUCUAAUAGAUUAUUUGGCACUAAAUUCUGAAGGAAUUCAUCUCUUAUCUGAGGGCUUCAGUCUUACCGUUUUAGGCCUAGCAUUAUCAUAUUUAAUGUUUUUAAACAUAGAUAUAAUGAUCUAUAAUUACAAGAAGCGCAAGUUUGAAAAACUAAUGGAAACGAUUCAGCCUGAGCAUAUGGAAAUUAAGGAAACAGAUGAAGGAGUUGUUUACGAUCCUAUGGUACAUAAGGCUCUUACUUUAAGGAAAAAACUUGAUCAUAGUUACUGUUUUAACAAUGAUAGACAUUCCAGUAACUUUUAUUUAAAGAUUGGAGCUGCAGGUUUUUGUUUGGGACAUCUAAUUCACAGCUUUUUGAUCCUUACCUAUCGAGGAGUCGUCUUAAACGAAAACACUGGCGAGUGUUUGAAUGUUCUUACCUUCGUUAUUGAAAUUGCUUAUCCUAUUUACUCUAUUAUACUAUUGUUUUUUAUCUUUAAGUACUCUAAUGUUAUUAUCAAUAAAAAUCGAGAUUUCCAUCGUUUUGGUUUCAUGCAUUGUCUGGCAUCUAGCUUAUGUUUUUGGCUUUGGACCAUAUUCAGAGAAACCGCUGAAUAUAUUCAGAACUCCAGAUAUCCUACAAGUGAGGAAAAUAAUACUGUUACUCAGGGUAUGUUAAUACUUUUUAUUAGAGAGAGUGUAAAGAAAAAUAAUUCAUUGAACUUUUUUGUAGAAUACGUUAAAGUUCGUAUGAUUACUCCGUUCAGAUUUACCGGCAUCUGUGAACACGAUGAACUGAACGUGAUCUAUCAAAACUUUUCGCCAUAUCUCUAUCCCUUUAGUGUCGAAUAUUCGAUUUUAGUCGUUGGCAUAAUUUACAUUGUAUGGAUUAACAUCGGACUAUGUGCUCCAAAAGAAAAUGAUCAUGACGAACAUCAUCAUGGAGAAGAUACUAGAGAAUGCAAAAAUGAGCGGCGAGCUUCUGAACCAGAGAGUAACGUCACAAUACAUGCAGACUGUCACGCGUCAAAUAAAGGAUUGUUUGGUGGUUUUAUAAUAUUGGUCUUCUCGUUGCUUAGCGUUAUUUUAUUUUUUAUCACCUACUAUAAUGAUGACAAAACUUCAGAUCUAGCAAGUACAGGUCUAGCAAUCACUCAAGCUACCAGCCUUGUGGUUAUUAUUUUAAUGAUAAUAGCAGUGACUUUUGCGUACUUUCAAAUGGUUAAGCUAGAUGUCAACUCCGAAGCUCAUAACUCUCUUGAUAACUUUUUAUGUUUAAUGUGUUUACCAGCAUUCUUUGUUCAAGGCGCAUUUAGUAUUAUUGCAGGGGCAGUAUUCGGUAACGUACUGGCUGUAAUAGAAAAUGUUUUUGAGAUUAUCCAAGUGGUUAUUCAAACACCUUUUAUUAUGGAUGGUAUGUCAAGAAGUAGUAACACAAAAGAACUGAGGAAGAAAAAGCCUGGCAGAGAGUUUGUUACUUUUCUAGUAAUCUGCAACGUUGCUUGCUGGCUAAUGAUGACGUUUGAGGUAAAAGCCCAUGGCUUGGAUCAGUACAGGCAAGAUUUUUAUGGAAAAGAAUUGUGGAGUAUUGUAGGGCAUAUGUGCUUACCACUAAUGAUGUUUUAUAGAUUCCAUUCUUCAGUAUGUAUUGGAGAUAUUUGGAAGUACGCCUAUAUGCCGUCUGGACAUUGAUUUUAUUAAAUUUUAAUUUAUAAAAUUAAGAGAUGUAAAUAUAUUAAAGUAUAGAUUGAUUAUUUAAGAA
Anthonomus grandis grandis is the source of this 2706-nucleotide messenger RNA. RefSeq names its product proton channel OtopLc-like. NCBI's taxonomy places the organism in Eukaryota, Metazoa, Arthropoda, Insecta, Coleoptera, Curculionidae. Bases 195 to 2636 code for a protein of 813 amino acids. Gene Ontology annotation, cellular component: membrane. Gene Ontology annotation, molecular function: proton channel activity. The record is from RefSeq and is a predicted model, not a curated record. Gene Ontology annotation, biological process: proton transmembrane transport. The transcript is spliced from 12 exons.